AUGUCUCUGUUCAAUGUCUGCAGCUGGUGGUCCGCCCAGUGUUCCGAUCCUGGAGAGGAAUACGAUGUGGCCAGUCUGCUGUGCGCACGCUUUGGCCUGGAGACCCAGGAGAAGGACUACAUUAUUGUGGGCUCCCAGACGGGACAGCUGAGUAUCUACUAUCCGCACCGCAGGGGCUAUGACGCCACCGACCUGCUGCUGGAAGCCCAGAUGGGGGCUCCCAUAAUCGGGCUGUAUGCUGGCAAGUUUAGUGGGAACGUCCGCAACGAGAAUGCCAAUCAGUUGGGGGUGCUCCUCCCCAACGCUAUUGUUAUAUACAACGUCUUGGCCAUCGGGGGACUGGCGGAUCAUGGUGCUCAGCUGCGUCUUCAGGUGCAGGCGGAGCAUAAGUUCCAGCGCGUCUCGUUCGGGCUGUGCCAAGGUCACUUCGGGCAGGUGAAGGGCCGGGAAUUUUUCUGCGUGGUCCAUCUGGAUGGGACGUUGACUUUCUAUGAACAGGAUGGCAUCUCCUACGAGUGUCGAUUUCCAGGAUAUCGGGCUCUUCCCGCCCCAGUCGCCUAUUGCGAGCGCACCGACAGCUUCUUUCGGUUCAGUGCCACCUGGGAUCUGCAAUGCUUCAGCUACCAGGAUUUGUCCCACUCUCUGGUCACCAAGAGCAGCUACCAGCCUACCUGGACGCAGUGCGUCGGCGAGGGCAUUGUCGAUAUGCGGGUGGUUCAAGUGAAGGAGAACUGUUCCUAUAUAAUGAUCUUGGGUGAACGCAACUUCAUUUCACUGGACGACAACGGGAAAUUCAACUUUAUGCUCAAGCUUGACUACGCUCCAAAGUGUUUUACAAGCUUUGUGGUGGGCUAUUACUGGGAGCCCGGAGCCCGCCUCAUUAGCGCCAUCAUUUCCGACUCCUCCAAGUUGCAUUUGUACGAGGAGGCCAACAUCAUUUGGGCGGCGCAAUGGCCAAAUCAAACGCCCGCUCCAGUGGCCAUACAGCGCUCCAAUGUUCAGAAUUUGGCAGGAGGAAUUGUAACUUUGGGCGUCAAAGGGCAGCUAGAGGUGGGCUACCUCGGAGCCGAUCCCUUCCAGUUCCAGGUGCAGCCAUUGAACGUGAAGGAGCUGAGUUUUGCCCAGGCCCACAAGGAGCUUCAGCAGCUGGAGGACGAGAUCAAGGAGGCGGUGGACGUGCGGGACAUGGAUGCCCUCAACCAGCAGGCGGCUGAUCAAGUGCGCCUGAGCUUCAGUAUCCAGACGGAGGUCAUCGAUGAUCUGGAUACCCUGCUGUUGGAUGUGCCGGCGGAUGUGGCUGUCAAGGAGUUGCCCUCGGCCAAGGGCUUGCUGCGGUGCAAGAUCAAGACGGAGCUGGCCGAGUUGCAAUUGGUGUUCCAGACGCCGAAUGGAGUCCGUUGCAGUCAGGAUACUGUUAGCUUUGUGGAUGUGAAGGCGGGCACAAGUAAGGAAUUCAAGUUGGACUUUUACAUAGCCGAGUUGCUGCACAUUCACAGCACCAAGGUGGAAGUAGUGGCUUCUUUUUUGAGUACCCGGGGCAUUCCGCGGUUCAUUCAGCAGACUGCCCAUCUUCCUCUAUCCAUGUUCUAUCGCGUUUGUCAGCCCCAAAAGGCGGCUGGAAUCAAACUGACCUACAGCAUCACCAGUCGGCAUGUGACAGCCAAACUGGCCACCUUUUUUGGGGAGUUCCUAGAGGAGCAGAGCGAUACUCAUGCACUGGGUCUCCAAUUGCUCUGUCCAGGUCUUGAAAAGCAGAGUGAAGUGAUCACUGUGGUGGCCGCCAAGAACUCAAAUCGGUUGCGCAUACAGUCCGAUUACGUGGAGACCUUCGCCAUGAUCCUGGAGCGGAUUGUGGAGAGAACGCUUCAGCUAGAUAGUUCAGCGGGUCUGAUCAAGAUGGACAAAAAGAAGCCGAAGCGCGGAGUCCUAAACCGCUGUGUGGAGCGCCUGAUGGCGGCUCCCUUUCUGCCCGCCCAGCCCAUCCUGCAUCGGAUCGAUGUCCACCACGAAACGCAGCAGAGCAUCAGAAAGCAAACGGAUCAAUUGGAGGACCUCUGGCAGCAGUUCAAGAGCCUUCAGCGCCAACUGCAGGAGCAGUCGGAGGGUGAGCCCAAGGAAGCCCUCACAAUGCAAAUAGAGUCCAACUACGACCAGCUAAUCCUGGAGGGCGACAAGCUGGUGGAGAUUAGGCGUGACGAACGCAAACAGCGCUGCGACCUAAAUUGCGCCGUGGCAUUAGCCAAAUGGAUUAUUCAUGCCCUGAACCUGGAGGAGCGCGUGGUCAAUGUGGUUAACUCAGUGCUAAGUGUGCCCAUCGAAGACUGGACAGAACUGAGCUGGGAGGAAUCGAUGGCACCCGGCAUUGAUAUGCUGCAUCAUUUUGGGCCGCUGACCCGCUCGAAAUCCACAUCCACUCAUGGGUUACUGGAUGCCAACGCUGGAACCCGGGACAGCUUUGAUUACAGCCGCUUUAGACGACAUUUUGCCACUCUCUUCGACAGGAUUGUGCGAUUGGCCUCCUCCCCGGUGGCGGUUUAUCCCGAAAAAGCCACAGAGGAACCCUCGACGGAGGAGAAGCCACCGGCAACAGAGCAGGUGGAUGAAAUUGGGAAUAUGCAGCGAAUGCUUGGAGAGAAAGGUUUGCCACUAGGUCCGCCAAAGCGUAAGACCAACAUGAGCAGCUCCCUGGAGGCAGUCGAGGACGAUGAGGAGUACGACGAGGAGGAUCUUCGGGAGGACGUGGGCUAUCGCAAGGAGUACGGAGCAACCGACCAGAAGAACCCAAACAACAAGAAGCGAUCCGAGUGGGUCAACGAGGACUUCGAGCUGCCCACCACCGAGGAGCUAUUCAGCGACCUGGGCAUCUGGUGGUAGACUCGGGGGAUCGGGGGAUUCCAGGUACAAUAAACGUGAAAACUGUCAAAACAGAGAUCUUUAUUGGCCGCGCUCCCAGCUCGACGGGAUGACAGCUCGACAGCUGCUGGGCCGAGAUCUGCGAUUCUGGCGGCGAUAAAGCUUCGUAAUCGGAAUUUGCAUAACCAGCAACGACAGGCAGCCAUCCAGAUCCAGGCUCUGUGGGAGUUGGGAGAUUUGUGUGGAAAGGCAGGACAGGUCAGGACGGGACAGGACGGGACAGGAACUGGAAAGCAGACUCGUUUAUGAUGCACAGCCGCAGAUAAAGCAAGAUAAAAGUCAGGACAGAGGCUUCACCGUGGCCGGCUUGAAAGUGGGCAGUGAGUGGGGAAGGGAUGCACUGAAAAAAUGUUAUCUAUGCUUCGCACAUUUUAUUUUUCAACCUUUUUUCUCUAAAUCUUAAAAGUUAUAUAUUGUAGAAUUUGUCUCUAUUUUGUUGUAGGGUCAUAAAUGUCUUACCGAUUUCUGUGUUUGUGUUUGUGUUAUAUUUCCCAAUUUUUAUAUUAAAUUACGACCCAGUUUUUAGCAGUGUGCAACUCUAGCCGGGCAGCUGCUGCGAUCCCUUGUUCGCUCCACAUGCAAUCCCACACAUGGUGAGCUGAGUUAUUGGAGUCACUGUCUGAUCUAGGCUACAGCUCCAGUUGCUGGACCGUAAAUUGCCCACAAUUGACUGCAGGAAUGCCAGGUCUGUCCUCAGGACCAAGUCCAGUGUUUCUUGCCAACAUUGGAAGUGAGUCUG
Drosophila biarmipes is the source of this 3652-nucleotide messenger RNA. RefSeq names its product protein PTHB1 (gene BBS9). The record is from RefSeq and is a predicted model, not a curated record. Gene Ontology annotation, biological process: cilium assembly. The transcript is spliced from 8 exons. Bases 1 to 2874 code for a protein of 957 amino acids. Gene Ontology annotation, cellular component: membrane; BBSome. Lineage: Eukaryota; Metazoa; Arthropoda; Insecta; Diptera; Drosophilidae.